GAAAAAUGAAGGUUAUAUAUGCAAAAUAUUGAAGAAGGCCUUGGUUGAAAGUUGAAAGUUCUCCCAUUCGAGAGCAGAGUCGAGACUGGUCUCUGGAAGGAAGAAAAAAAACAUUAUUCCAUUGGAUCGACAUGUUUUCCAACGAAGUUUCACCGUUUGAGUCACGCGAGAUGCUCGCCACCUUCGUCUCCUCCACGCCGCUGCUGCCGGACUCAUGGCGCCUCUGCACGCAGGCCAACGCCACUCCUUUCCGCUCCUUCCUCGUCCACCGUGUCGCCUCCGCCGUCUACGUCGCUUUCUCCGGCGUCCACACCGCCGCCGGCUCCGACUCCAGCUGGAGAAGCCUCGCGCCGCUCCACACCAUCGGCGGCCUCCCUCUCUUCGCCUCGCGCCCGACCAGGGAAGGGGAGGACCCCGUCAUGGUUCACGCCGGGAUGCUCAAUCUCUUCUUCUCGCUUUUCGAUUCAUUCCAAAACCAGUUGUUGGAAAUAGUGGGAAACAAAGACACUAAAUCAGUUGUGAUCACUGGACAUUCCAUUGGAGGAGCCACUGCCUCUCUGUGCACUCUUUGGCUUCUAUCUUACCUCCAAUCCAUCUCUUCCUCCGUGUCAAUCUUGUGUAUCACUUAUGGGGCACCAUUGCUUGGGAACGAGUCCUUUUACAAAACCAUUUCCAAAGAAAGAUGGGGCGGCAACUUCUGCCACGUGGUGUCAAAGCAUGACAUAAUGCCGAGGUUGCUCUUUGCCCCCAUAACCUCACUCACUACUCAGCUAAAUUACCUGCUACAGUUUUGGCACUUGUCCAUGACUUCACCGGAUUUUGGGAAGCUUGCAAACCAGAUAUCUGACAAAGAGAAAGCCAAGUUGUUCACUGCUGUAAUGGAUUACUUGGAGGCAGCAACACAAGAAGGAGAAACAUCAGUGCCAAUUUUGUUUCACCCUUUUGGGAACUACUUUUUUGUCUCGGAAGAAGGAGCGGUGUGUGUUGAUAGUCCAGCCGCAAUUAUAAAGUUGAUGCACUUGAUGCUUGCAACUAGUUCUCCGGCUAGUAGUAUUGAGGAUCAUCUGAAGUAUGGAGAUUAUGUUAACAAAAUGUCUUCACAAGCAUUGUAUCAGAGAAACUCCAUGCAGAGGAACAUUCCUGACUCGAGCUAUGAAGCGGGGCUUCAAUUGGCUAUCCAGUCUUCUGGCAUAGCAAACCAGGAGUCAGCUAUUAUAUCCGCCAAGGAAUGUCUGAAGACAACAAGGAGAAUGGGUCCUUCACCAACUUUGAAUGCUGCAAGCCUAGCAGUUAGCUUAUCCAAGGUCGUACCUUACAGAGCUCAAAUAGAAUGGUACAAGACUUGGUGCGAUGAGCAAGACGACCAAAUGGGUUAUUACGACUCAUUCAAAAGUAGGGGCUCUUCCAGUUCCAAAAGGGACAUGAAAGUCAACAUAAAUCGUUGCAAGCUUGCCAGGUUUUGGAACAACAUUAUUGACAUGUUGGAAAGAGGUGAGCUGCCUCAUGAUUUUGACAAGAGAGCCAAGUGGGUCAAUACUUCACACUUCUAUAAACUAUUGGUUGAGCCACUAGACAUUGCUGAAUAUUAUGGGAAGGGGAUGCAUAUAACCAAGGGCCAUUACAUGCAGCAUGGUAGAGAGAGAAGAUAUGAGAUUUUUGAUAGGUGGUGGAAGGAUAAAACGGUUAGUACUGGUAGAGAAGAAAACAAGGAAAGGAGCAAGUUUGCGAGUUUGACACAAGAUUCAUGCUUUUGGGCUAGGGUGGAAGAAGCAAGGGACUGGUUGAAUUGUGUUAGAAGCGAGAGAGACACCAACAAGUUGGCUCUAUUGUGGGAUAAAAUAGAAAACUUUGAGAAGUAUGCCAUAAAUUUAAUUGAAAAUAAGGAAGUGUCUAGUGAUGUUCUCUUUAAGAAUUCAAGUUACAGUAUAUGGGUGGGGGAUUUAAGAGAAUUGAGACAACCAAAAGCAAAGGUGCAAAGGCUUCCUCAUCAGUUUCCGGUUUUCUAGAUGGGGAGUAGUUCCUUAGUACGUUAUUUGGGAUCAGUAAGCUUAACUCAUUGCAAGUGUACUAUGUAUAAGAACUGCUUCCUUCUGCAAAAUAACUCGUUUUGCUUGAGUUAUGACUUUGUCGCAUUAGGAUCUCACUUGAAUACAUAUGAGAGCAGGGCAAAGGUGAAUCAUUAAGAUGUUAAGAACUAAUGCAAUAAUAUAUCAUAUCUAUUACCGGUAACACGAAACGUACAAAACUGAAAUUAAGAGUUUUUCAGUGACUAACAUUAGCAGUAGAUAAAAUUUAAAUUAAAUAAGAAUAUCCGAUUUCCAGUGGUUUUUGUCUUGUACAAAUGUUGAGGGUCAUUAACAUUCAAAGGAAGAUUCAAAUCCAUGAAUUUGUGGGUUCCUCAAUGAUCAAGGAGAGCUGGACCCUCAAUUCAAUUCCAAACUCGCGAUCAAAAUUUGAGGGGAAUUUAUUGUUGAAAAGGCUGAAGGUAACCAACAUAAAUUGUGCUAUUCUCACUCGAGUCCCAGCAAUCAGAUUUCAUUAUCUGAGAGAUCAAGUGAAAAAAGGAAAAUUGAGUUGGUCUACAUCAGGCAAGGUAGAAGAACUAGUGGCUCAUAACCAAAUCAUUGAAAGGUGAUAGGUUUAUGUUGCUUAGACAGAAAUUGGGUGGUCAUCUAAAAAUCUAACUAAGGUGGUGUAUUGAGUUUAGAUUUUAAUAGCAGUUGUAAUUGUUAGUCGGUUAGCAACUUAGCACGAGGAGUGAUCUUUAAUUAGUACUAUAGUUGUAAUUGUAAGUCAAGUGCUGAUAUGAAGUGCAGUGAAAAUAUAUUUCUCUUCUCUUAUGUGGGAUAUUUUGUUAGUGAGUGAGAGUUUCAAUAGAUUAGAGUUUCAACAGAGUUGGUAUCCAGAGCUGCCAUUGAUUCA
This is a messenger RNA of Cajanus cajan (pigeon pea), 2922 nucleotides long. RefSeq names its product lipase-like PAD4. NCBI's taxonomy places the organism in Eukaryota, Viridiplantae, Streptophyta, Magnoliopsida, Fabales, Fabaceae. The record is from RefSeq and is a predicted model, not a curated record. Gene Ontology annotation, biological process: lipid metabolic process.